This is a messenger RNA of Choloepus didactylus (southern two-toed sloth), 3513 nucleotides long. RefSeq names its product cytohesin 2 (gene CYTH2). Gene Ontology annotation, biological process: regulation of ARF protein signal transduction. The record is from RefSeq and is a predicted model, not a curated record. Gene Ontology annotation, molecular function: guanyl-nucleotide exchange factor activity. Bases 204 to 1403 code for a protein of 399 amino acids. The transcript has 12 exons. Lineage: Eukaryota; Metazoa; Chordata; Mammalia; Pilosa; Megalonychidae.
GAUGUCAAAACGAGGGGCGGUCCCUACUGGCGGGGCGGUUGGGAGGCGCAGGGAGAGUCUUUUCAGCGCUGAGGACUGGCGCUGAGGAGGCGGCGGUGGCUCCCGGGGCGUUUGAGCGGGCUCAUCCGAGCCCGCGGGCCAACGCGGAUCCCGGCCCGACCGGCGGCACCGCCCCGGACUCCCCGCGGGCCUUCCUAGCCGCCAUGGAGGACGGCGUGUACGAACCCCCAGACCUGACUCCGGAGGAGCGGAUGGAGCUGGAGAACAUCCGCCGGAGGAAGCAGGAGCUGCUGGUGGAGAUCCAGCGCCUGCGGGAGGAGCUUAGUGAAGCCAUGAGUGAGGUGGAGGGUCUGGAGGCCAAUGAGGGCAGUAAGACCCUACAGCGGAACCGGAAGAUGGCCAUGGGCAGGAAGAAGUUCAACAUGGACCCCAAGAAGGGCAUCCAGUUCUUGGUAGAGAAUGAACUUCUACAGAACACACCCGAGGAGAUCGCCCGCUUUCUGUACAAGGGCGAGGGACUGAACAAGACGGCCAUUGGGGACUACCUGGGGGAGAGGGAAGAGCUGAACCUGGCGGUGCUGCACGCCUUUGUGGAUCUGCACGAGUUCACCGACCUCAAUCUGGUCCAGGCCCUUAGGCAAUUUCUGUGGAGCUUCCGCCUCCCCGGAGAGGCCCAGAAGAUUGACCGGAUGAUGGAGGCCUUCGCCCAGCGAUACUGCCUGUGCAACCCUGGAGUUUUCCAGUCCACAGACACCUGCUACGUGCUGUCCUUCGCCGUCAUCAUGCUGAACACCAGCCUGCACAAUCCCAAUGUCCGGGACAAGCCGGGCCUGGAGCGCUUCGUGGCCAUGAACCGGGGCAUCAACGAGGGCGGGGACCUGCCAGAGGAGCUGCUCAGGAACCUCUACGACAGCAUUCGAAACGAGCCCUUCAAGAUUCCUGAGGACGACGGCAAUGACCUGACCCACACCUUCUUCAACCCGGACCGAGAGGGCUGGCUCCUCAAGCUGGGGGGCCGGGUGAAGACGUGGAAGCGGCGCUGGUUCAUCCUCACUGACAACUGCCUCUACUAUUUUGAGUACACGACGGACAAGGAGCCCCGCGGAAUCAUCCCUCUGGAGAAUCUGAGCAUCCGAGAAGUGGAUGACCCCCGGAAACCGAACUGCUUUGAGCUUUACAUCCCCAACAACAAGGGGCAGCUCAUCAAAGCCUGCAAAACGGAGGCCGACGGGCGGGUGGUCGAGGGUAACCACAUGGUCUACCGGAUCUCCGCCCCCACGCAGGAAGAGAAGGACGAGUGGAUCAAAUCCAUCCAGGCAGCUGUGAGCGUGGACCCUUUCUACGAGAUGCUGGCGGCGAGGAAGAAGAGGAUUUCGGUCAAGAAGAAGCAGGAGCAGCCCUGACCCCCUGCCCCUACUCCAUUAUUUAUUGCAGAGCUGCCCCGCCCGGGUGGCCGGACCCCUGGGCCUGGGGCUGUGGAUCAUGGAUCCCGGUUCCUGUUUGGAAAAUUCACCACCUGGCGCUCCUCUCUCAUUAUUUGUAAUUAACGCUGUUGGUAAUAUUAUUUAACCCCUUGUGGCCUGUGGACCCCCUCAUUUCUUGGGGUUGACAGAGUUGAGGUGCUCGGUGGAGCCAGCCAGCUGGCCAUCCCCUUGAUGAGCUGCUGGCGCUGCCCCUUGGUCCUCAGGGGACUCUGGUGCGUCAGUUGUGGGGCUGCAGUGAAACAAGACGUUUAAUGUGGACAGAGCUAAUGUUGAGUAGAGCUGCUGCUUGGGGACAUGGUGUAGAAGGUUCCUGGACCUCAGACGUAUGCCUGCUGUGCGCCAAGCUGACAGCCGUGGGCCAGGCAGAUGGUCUUCCCCACUCAUGCUCUUAAGGGGCUUGUGGCCUUUGAGGGGGCCUGGUGUCUGCUGGGGCGUGAGUGUGCUCAGUGCUUUGAGGGCUGACCGCUCCCCGGGAGGCUCGGGAAUGAGGAGUCUAAAGGGAGAGGGCCCUGCUGACCAAAUAUCCCUGGUCAGGGCCCGGGUGCAGCAGUGGUGCCACUCUAGUCCGAGGCAGGCUGGGGCCCACAGGGCAAUGGGGCCAGUUCUCCCAUGAGAGGAUGCUUCACCCCAAGGACAGGGUCAGGAACCUGUGUUUUCCACAUCCUACCCCCGCCCCUUUCCGGGUAAUCUGACAGCCUCAGAAGUGUGGGGAUUGCCUUCUUUGACGGUGGGUCCUGGGAGGAGCUCCAGUGCGGGCCUGUUCCCUCCACCCUCCAGUUUGAGGCAGUCAUUGUGUCCCCAAAGGAAGAGGAAUCUGGUAGGGGCGUGUUGGGAUUCUCCCAGUUUUGGAGCCUUGUGACUAGAAGACACUACAACUCCCGGCAGCCCCCGAGACCAAGACACCUGUGAGAGAGCAGCCUGCCGCCCGUGUGUCCGACUGGUGCCCUCGAGGAACUGACCCCUUCACUGCUGAGCACUCGCUGUGGGAAGAAGAGCGUCCCGAAACUCGUACCUUGACCGCAGGCAGCCGCCGGCGUGAAGCUCCGCGUGGUGCAAAACAACAUAGCCAUCCUCGAAGGCUUCCCCCUCACCCCAUGCGGUGAGAUCGCCUCGGACUGCAAUUCCCAACAAGCUGUGCGGCGCUGGCCACCUCACUGGCGGGAGAGCCGGUCUCCAGGUCUCUUGGGAGUUGUAGUUUCUCACGACUCCACCGUCGUGUUUGCCUUGAUCUGGCCUGGCUUUCUGAGGGUUAGGAAAGGUCGUCUGGCUCCUUCAACCCCCGGGGGCUGGUGGGAAAUGGAGUUCCCAAAUAAGGAAACGGAAUUCCCAGCUUCUCCCAAAGGUGCCAGAGAAAUCGUGUCAUCAGGCCCCGGGAGAUCAUGAGGAAUGAGGUGCCUGGGUAAAUUGAGGGCGGCCCCAGCACCAGCCUCCCUGUGCCGCCCUCCUCGGCUGAGUAGUGAGCGCCUGCACCUGGAGAAAGCCGGCUCUCGGCACGUGGGGAUGAGCGUUCCAGGCAGAGGGAACAGCAUGUGCGGAGGACUCAUAACAGGCGAAGGCUCCAUGGCCGGGAGGAACCGACAGCGGCUGGGGGUGAAAGGGAGGAGGUGAGGGCGGCAGGGAGGCCCAAGCCCGAUGGUUUGGGGCCUGGGGGGCCAUGGCAGGGACCUGGGUUGUAUUAGGGCGGAUGAGAAGUCAGGCCAGUGCGGGACUGAGGUUAUAGGGAGGUGUCUCUGGCUGGUAUGGAAUAGUUGGGAGGUGAGAAGUGGAAGCGGGGUUGGCCCAGGAGGCGGUUGCAGGCAUCCAGGUGCAAGAGGGGGUGGCCGUGGAGGUGGCCAGACUGGACCCAGGGGAGCCUUUGAGGGAGGAGCCACAGGACUUGCCGAGGGCUGGGUCAAGAACUUGAGAAUUCUGACUUGAGCAACUGGUGAAGGGAGUUGCCAUUCACUGAGAUGGGCAAAGGGAAAUUUGGGGGGAGAAAAAAUUUCAAUGCUUCUGUUUCGGCCAAAAUAAACUGAAGAUUGCUGUGGUA